AUGCAAAUGCAAACACCGACGACCGGAACACCAAAACUGAGGCCGCGAUCUGGCCGUACACCACUUCAGCCAAAAAACCCUCCCGCCGAUCUCACUCUCCAUCCUUCCACAAAACCAAAGCUCAAACCCGAUCAAUCAUGUUUUGAGAUUACGUUGAUCUCAAACGCCGACAAAGAGAAUCUUCCGAUGGAGAUCGCCGCCUCAGCGACAUCUCCUGUAUCUCCACUGGGGACGUCGCUCGGGGAGGAGCUAAGCGCCAUGAAGAAGAAACUUGAGAGACUGAGAACAGAUAAAGAGAAAACAGAGAAAAUGCUGAAAGAGAGAGAAGCGUUGUUUGACGCAAAGAUGAAGGAGAUGGAAGAGAAAAGCGAGAUUCAGAAGAAUCUCGAAAUCCAGGUCGAUCGAUUGUUCCGAUUAAAGGAACUCAAGUAUCGAUGCAUGAGAGUUUCUCCGAUUCGAACACUUAGAGAGAAGGAACAUGAAAAAAUUAACAACCAAGCACCAUCGCCAUCUGAGGUGCGAACAGAGGAAACGGUGGCGUUUGAAUCGGAAUCGGAUUCGGAAUCGGUUAAAGAAGAAUGUGAAGUAGUUCAGAGUCCAGGUUCAGCUUGUUCACAAACUCGUACUAUACAUAAAAUCUGA
Vicia faba (fava bean) is the source of this 642-nucleotide messenger RNA. NCBI's taxonomy places the organism in Eukaryota, Viridiplantae, Streptophyta, Magnoliopsida, Fabales, Fabaceae. The record is from the annotation of a GenBank genome assembly.